AUGUACUUCUGGUACGUAGCCAUCUUUUGGAUUUUUCUUUUCGACGCCAGCAUGUGGAUUAAGAUAAUUAGCAACAUAACGGAUUUGAACGAGAUAAUCAAAGUGUUUUACGUAUGCUCAAUGGCUAUUGCUGUAAUGGCCAAAUUCGUGCAUAUUCGUAUAAAAACCAGUUCAUUCUUGGCAUUAUUCGCACGGAUGCACGACGAUGACCUACUCCCGGUUAAUAAAUUUGAAAUGGAAACAUUCACACAAUCACUGCAACUAAGUUGCAAAGUUCGCAACUGCUACAUGUAUCUUUCACUGACAUCCCUAUCCUUGGUAUUUGUUAGGCAACUAGUAUCAGAUCCUGGCGAACUACCGCUAUCAAUUUACAUACCGAUGAAUGUCGAAAACAUUUGGUUCUUUAUAUUAGCAUACUUGUUUCAGUUUAUCGGAGCAUCGCUUUGUUGUUUUAUCAAUAUAUCUUUCGAUUCAUUAAGUGCGUCGUUCUUUAUAUAUCUGAGAGGCCAAUUAAAUAUAUUAUCGAACCGGCUGGAAAAUAUUCCUACUGACAAGGAUACUACGCAAGAUGUCAUUAACAUGCAAUUAAAAGACUGCAUUCGCUACUAUAAUAAACUGCUGGAUAUUACAGAAAUCAUGGAGGAUCUAUUAAGCACUCCAAUGUCUGUGCAAGUGAUAAGCUCUGUGUUUGUACUUGUUGCUAAUUUCUACGCAAUGACUUUCCUUACCGAUCCUAAUGAUUAUGCGACAUUUAUGAAAUUCCUUGUUUAUCAACUUUGCAUGCUGACCCAAAUAUUUAUUUUAUGUUACUUUGCUAAUGAGGUUUCGAUCAGAAGUUCAGAACUACCUUUUUCGUUGUACUCAUCGGAAUGGACCCAUUGCAACCGAAUUAAUCGACGCUUAAUGUUACUGAUGAUGGCGCAAUUCGAUAUCCCGAUUAGAAUUAAAACAAUCAACCGCUGUUAUUCUUUUAAUUUGUCAGCUUUUACUUCG
Molecule: messenger RNA, 993 nt
Organism: Rhagoletis zephyria (snowberry fruit fly)
Lineage: Eukaryota; Metazoa; Arthropoda; Insecta; Diptera; Tephritidae
Gene: Or46a
Product: Odorant receptor 46a
Biological process (GO): sensory perception of smell; detection of chemical stimulus involved in sensory perception of smell
Cellular component (GO): plasma membrane
Molecular function (GO): odorant binding; olfactory receptor activity
Source: RefSeq, a predicted model, not a curated record